This is a messenger RNA of Adineta ricciae, 309 nucleotides long. NCBI's taxonomy places the organism in Eukaryota, Metazoa, Rotifera, Eurotatoria, Adinetida, Adinetidae. The record is from the annotation of a GenBank genome assembly.
AUGGAUGAACUCGUUUUAAGUUACAAUGGAACACCCAUGAACGAUGAACAAACUGUCGAACAACUCGGAUUCGUCUCUGGUGCAACACUCGAUGCUACCGUGAAACUCUUUGGUGGUAAAGUUCAUGGUUCCUUAGCUCGUGCUGGUAAAGUCAAAGGUCAAACACCAAAAGUUGCCAAACAAGAAAAACGCAAGAAGAAAACCGGACGUGCCAAACGUCGUCUUCAAUACAAACAACGUUUCGUCAACAAGGUUGCUGGCUUCGGUCGUCGCCGUGGACCAAACUCAAAUCAACCAGCUUCAACCUAA